Messenger RNA from Necator americanus (New World hookworm), 2157 nucleotides. RefSeq lists its product as uncharacterized. Lineage: Eukaryota; Metazoa; Nematoda; Chromadorea; Rhabditida; Ancylostomatidae. The coding region runs from base 1 to 2157 and encodes 718 amino acids. The transcript is spliced from 18 exons. Gene Ontology annotation, cellular component: sarcoplasmic reticulum; striated muscle dense body; I band. The record is from RefSeq and is a predicted model, not a curated record.
AUGUUCGCGCGAACUUGUGUCAACCAUAUCGUUCUGCUUAUCUGCACACAAAUAAAUAUGUCAACUUCGAUGGGAGUAACAGUUUUUAACGAUUCGGAUUCGCUGCUACAGUACAUGCUGCACGUGACUUUUCCAGACUCUCUCGAGAAAAUAUCUCGCAAAACCUUGUAUGUUGUUGUUGCUGUCCUUCUUCUCGUAGUGGCACUACUUGUGGCCGCUGUCGUCAUCCUGAUUGUGCUCGCAGCGGGCACCGGGACCCGGUCUGAUGAUGUCAAAACCAAGGCUACUUCAGUGAAGGAAACGGACAAAAUGAUACAGAUGUGGAACGAUCCAUCCCGUUCGAGGAACUGCGCUAAACCCGAAUAUUUACAACCGCAUCCGCCCCUGUUGAUCAUAUCGAUAAAUGGUCUCUCCAAGUCGUUGCUGAUCCAAAACUUGAAUACUUUCAGGAAAUUGAGUGAUCUUGGAGUAACUUCUACGAUAUGGUUGGCUUACAAACAACAGACUGAUGGAAUAACUGCUUUGCUCUCUUGGCCACUGCAUCCGUUUGAAAAUACAAAUCGCCCGGAUUACUACGAACUCAAAAAUGGUGCUACAACGUUGGAAGAGCAGCUGAAUAAGAGUCUAGCCUUGCUUAAAAUGGAUUCUACCUCUCGCCCAGGUCUGAUUCUGCUGAGCUGCGAUGAAGUUCGAGAAGUCGCAAGAAGUGGCGUGGAUGAGUAUGAGGUCCAGGAAAUACUGAACAAAAUCGAUGAAGUGCUCAACUCAUUUUUCACUAAUCUACUGAACGAAACAAUUCUGGAUUGCAUCAAUAUAGCCAUAAUAUCAGAUGAAGGAAUUAACAAUGGAUCUAUACAUGUCGAUAUCAAAGAAUUUAGUGUCGAUGCCGUUGCCCCUGGGACCGUAGCACUGAUAACCACUGGGGGAUCAGGCAUAGCCAAUCUGACAUCUUCGCUGUCUUGCCAGAGAGAAAAUGCUCGGAUGGUAUUCCUGCCUUCCGCUAUGCCCACUAGAUGGCACUACAAUGGCUAUGAAAAUAGUACUGACGUCAUAUUACUUGUCAGACGUAGCAUGGAGAAGUGCAGGAAUUGUAAACAUCAAGAAAGUGCCGAUAUUUCUGGAUUUGAUCACUUGGAUGAAGGAAUGCAAACUGUUUUCUAUGCCCACGGACCAUCAUUUAGAAGUGGUGCUCUACUGCCAGCUUUUCAGAAUGUUGAAUACAUGAACCUGUGGUCGGAUUUGCUAAACCUGCGUUAUGUUCCCAAUAAUGGGACCGCUGGUUUCAUGGAUGAAAUUCUCAGCAAACCUACUAUUCGACCUCGUAAAAAUAGGUUUGGAAUCAGGGAAUGCCCGUUCACAAACGAAGAGCACGCAGUCAACUGUGGCGGCUGCACGACCUUACAACUGGUACGUAUAGCUAAUUGGAUGAGCCAUUGCAUACAACCAAACAGGCCUAUUGUGCUGCUGUCGUCAUCAUCUUCAUCACCAUGCUACCAAAAGAUCUGCGAAAAACUGAUAGUUAGAGGGACUCAUGGAGACGAAUCGCUAGCGUUGGUGGAACUUUUCCACUCAAACAACACCAUGGCAAAAUCGCAGUCGCCCUGCCGUUUUGUGAGUUCACGCUACGAGUUUGAGUGUCCCGCCGAGACCACACCGGAAGGGCUUCAAUCGAGAUCUCUCUCCGCCAAUCCCAAAAAAGUUCUGGCUCGAAUAGCAACAAUACAAGUACCAUGGAGCACUCGAUUUAUCAGCGCUGUGUUGGAUCCUCUCAACGAGUACACGCUGACCAUCUCCAAGGAGCUCGGCAGAGUGAUUUCUAUCACUGGUACUGCUUACGACUACAAUUAUGACGGAAUCGCUGACGAGGACAAGAAAGGUUCUCCUUCGCAUCUUUAUCGUGUCCUAGUCACUUGCGCUACUGGCUGGGUCCCGGAUGGAUUUGCAUGUCGAAAUCCAUGGAGUACUAGAGCAAUUGCUUUUAUAUUUCCGCACAUGGACGGUGAUGCGAACUGUUUGCCUUCUCGAGAGCUUCUCCUACAGUACACUGCUCGAGUGAAAGAUGUUGAAAUGAUAUCAGGGAUGGACAUUGAUCUCCCGGGAGUUCCACCAUCUCAUGCCCUGCAUUUAAAAAUGAAUUUAGCAACGCAGUUGUGGUAA